Messenger RNA from Linepithema humile (Argentine ant), 3473 nucleotides. Its product is annotated as PHD finger protein 14. NCBI's taxonomy places the organism in Eukaryota, Metazoa, Arthropoda, Insecta, Hymenoptera, Formicidae. The record is from RefSeq and is a predicted model, not a curated record. Gene Ontology annotation, biological process: regulation of transcription by RNA polymerase II.
CGCAACACUGCCGCUAUCAUGCAUACGCGGAUAGCGUGAGCAGGACAACAUCGGGUGAUAAAGUAAUUCGUUUUUCUGCUGAAAUUAUUCGACAUUUUGGCGUGUUUUGAUCCACUCAGUUUAGUGAGUUCUAAAGAAGACUAAUGGAGAUAUGUUCGUGCAUUAAUAUCCGUCAGAUAUAAAGGACGCCGAAGACCACUCAGUUCUCUUUUACGCAUAGGGCUCAUUGCAACGAAAAAUGUCACAGGACGAUGACGUCGGAUUUUUAUACAAAACAAUGAAGUUGGUGAAAACUGCACGAGGAUAUGGACAGUUUCUGCUGUAGAAAAAUACGCAGAUUUCGAUAAAAGUUUCCAAAGAUAUUAGGAGCAUCAUGAGUGGCACAUUUGAAAGAGAUCCUAAAAAAAGAAGGGUGAAGCCUGUUGAAUCAGCACAGCAAUCUUUACUUGACUUUGAUUUGGGUGAGAGCUCGGAUGAUAGUGAUUUUAGGAUUGAGGAUCAUUGUGAAGAGUCUGAUGAUGAUUCAGUAGAUUCUAAUGACGUCGGGAAAGAAGAGGAAGAUGUAUCUGAAGAAUCCGACGACUCGUUGGAAGAUCCAUUGUUAGGAGGAAAGAAUAAUGCCGGCUUAACUGUGGGAGAUAUAAUUGAACAGGCUCGACAGCAAGCUCUGAAGGGUGCUCCUCUAGAUGAAAAACUGAAUAAAAUGCUAAUAUGCUGCGGUUGCUUAGGAGACAGAAGUGAUGAUAUAAACGAGAUUGUUGAAUGCGAUGGUUGUGGUGUCAGUGUUCAUGAAGGUUGUUAUGGUGUGUCUGAUGUGGAAAGUUUUUCGAGUACUGAUUCUUUAUGCCAAUCAGCACCGUGGUUCUGUGAAGCUUGCAGUGCAGGUAUUGAAGAUCCAUCGUGCGAACUCUGCCCUAACAAGGGUGGCAUUUUCAAAGAAACGGAUGUUGGAAAAUGGGUUCAUCUAGUGUGCGCUCUUUAUGUACCCGGCGUUGCUUUCGGUGAAGUCGAUCGUUUGUCGAGUGUAACAUUAUUCGAAAUGGCAUACAGCAAGUGGGGUGCAAAGACUUGUUCCUUGUGUGAGGAUUCACGUUUCGCACGCACAGGUGUAUGCAUCGAAUGUGACGCUGGAAUGUGUCACACAUAUUUUCAUGUGACUUGUGCACAAAGAGAAGGUCUAUUGUCCGAAGCGCAUAGUGAAGAAGUUGAUCAAGCGGAUCCGUUUUAUGCGCAUUGCAAAUUACAUUCUGAUAAAUCGCUUGUUCGUCGUCGUAGACGUAAUUGGUUAGCUUUACAAUUGCGUGCACAGUAUCGGCAACAGAUGUUAAAGCAGCCCAAUCACUUGGAUACGGAUGAGCAACGUAGAAUUCAAAGAAAACUGGCGAAACACAGACACAAAUAUCUAGCUCACAAAGCAUCGCGACCACCGCCGUGGGUGCCCACACAAAAGAUGCCACGUUUAUUAACUACAUCCGCUUCUGCUUGCCGUCAAUUGGCAAGAAAAGCCGAACUGAUGGGCGUGGAUACAGCUGCAUUGGAAGCACAGGAAUCUCAGCUGGUGGCAUUAGUGGACGUUAGAAAAAAGUGGCACAUUGCUCCCGCCUUCAGCGUGGAAUUUAUCGGCUAUUAUUUGGACCGCAACUUACGCGUGACAUCGAUGAAGAGACGGUUGCAAGAACUCCUCGACAUUAACUCGCAAUUACUGAACGAACAGCAGAGGCUGGACAGAAAAUACGACGAAGUGAUGAAGGAUAACGAAGAACAGAUCAGAGUGAAUGUGACGUUGAAGGAAAAGAUUGAGCUGUAUCAUCAAGUACUUAAGGGUUCUGGGUACGUGAAGCUUUUGCCAUCGAUCGCCGAUUUAGCGAAGCCAAGAAUAACACCUACGCUUGGUACAGGAUUAGGCGUGCCUACGGCAGCCGCUUUGAAGAUGGGCGUCGGAUUUCCACUUCCGGUGGGUAAAGGCAUCGAGGGCAUACGCGAGGGUAGAGUGUUGAGCAGUCAGGCGCAAGAACAGAAUCACAAAAGCGAGCUCACGACUUUACGACAUCAGUGCGGCAUCUGCAGACGAUCGACCAAUCAACAUCUUCUCGCUAAAUGCGACACGUGUCAUUUACACUAUCAUUUAUCUUGCUUAAGCCCACCUCUGGCACGUAUGCCUAAAAAAACAAGACAGAUGGGCUGGCAAUGCUCAGAGUGUGAUAAGGAAUCCUCGGGCUCGGAGGUGGAACGUGUGGACACGUCGGCGCCUCGCAAAUUGAGACAUUGUAAAGAUGAUGCUAAUUUAACGCCUACAUCAUUGCAGGAACUGCAAGCAGCGGUGACGCCGAGCACGCCUACUACGUCAAAAAAUUCUAUCAGCAGUAUAACAAAUGUUACUGUUUCUGACUCGCACACAACACCAAAGCUAACUAUUAAACCAAUGGGUCCACUACCAUCGACCGUAGAACCUACUCAGGCAGCUGAAUCAAUAUACAAUCAACAAUCUGUGAAUAAUAUCAUCAUAAGAGAAGGCUCGCCGGAAUACAUGGUAGCUUCAGCGGAUGGAACAGAAUCCGUUUCUCAAAAAAGUGGGAAGAAAAGAAGAAGGGAAAAGCACAAGAGAUAUUCUCCAGAUCCGAUAACUGGAGUCAAACAGAGAAAGAGGAAGCACAAAAGGAAAAGUUUGGACAUUGAAAAUCCAGAAGUUCAAAGUCAACCGGAAGUUCAUAGAAGAAUCACGAUAAAAAUAAAACCAAUUCCGCGACCGGAAGGCGACGAAGCCUCGGAAUCGAGUCCGCAAAUGUUUGUAGCUACUUCUACGAGUACAGAAAUCACAUUGCCGCCGCCGCCGCCGCUACCUGUGCCGCCUCCGGCUGCUAACGUGCCCCCGGCACUAAAUGUGUCCGUAAAUAGCAGUGGUCGACUAUCAACGGGAACAAAGAGAGGAAAAGAUACGGAUCUUAUGACGCAAUGCAACGUCUGUGAUACUCCCGGUACCAACCAAAAUCUCGUUAUGUGUGACGACUGUAAGAAGUGCUAUCACUUCACGUGCUUAGAUCCCCCUGUGAAAAAGUCUCCGAAAAGGAGAGGUUAUUCGUGGCACUGUGCCGACUGCGAUCCUAGUGCCUCUGAAACUGAGACUUAAUAUCAACAAUUUUCUAUCUGCAGCUACAAUUCCACGUUUACAUAAAUAAGGCAUUCAGUGUCAUUAUGUUUUUUUGUAAGAUAUACAAAAUCAUAGAAAAGAGAACCUUUUUUGUAAUUUAAAGAAAAAGAUAAGUUUAUGAAAAUUAUUUUUAGAAAUUCGUUAGAUAUGAUUUUAUUUGAGUCUUAGCAUAGUUCGCGCUAUUAUCUUAUUUUCUAUGAUUUCUUUUACUUUCCUCUAACGCUUUGUAGUUUUAUAUAGCAAUUUUGUGCGGAAAAAAAAUCAAAUAAAUUGUAUAGUAUGAAAUAAAAGGAAUAUACAAAAGAAUAUUUUUGCAUGGGACAAA